This is a messenger RNA of Chelmon rostratus (copperband butterflyfish), 1617 nucleotides long. RefSeq names its product deoxyribonuclease-2-alpha-like. Gene Ontology annotation, molecular function: deoxyribonuclease II activity. The transcript has 7 exons. Gene Ontology annotation, biological process: apoptotic DNA fragmentation. The record is from RefSeq and is a predicted model, not a curated record. Lineage: Eukaryota; Metazoa; Chordata; Actinopteri; Chaetodontiformes; Chaetodontidae. Bases 99 to 1172 code for a protein of 357 amino acids.
GUGGGUUUGGGUUUUAACAGUGACAAGCUCAGAAGCAGCUUCAUGCAAAAAGGGAUGUACACACUUCACUGUGAGGAUCUCCCAGUGUCGGCAGAAAGAUGGAGAUGGCAAAAUACAGAACAGUGAUGAUGUUGCUCAUCACUGCUGGGAUCCUUCUCCAAGGGUGUGAUUCAGAUGUGAAAUGCAGGAAUGACGAAGGAACCGAGGUGGACUGGUACAUCUUAUACAAGCUGCCCUGUGUGAAUGGUGAUGGAUUGUCCUAUCUGUACAUGGAUGAGAGCACCAACGGAUGGAAACUCAGCAACAAGAAAAUCAACAGUGAAUCUGGAACUGUGGCAAACACCCUGAAGCCUCUUCUCCACUUCUACGACAAAAAGUCUGAAGGCUUUGGAUACCUGCUCUAUAAUGAUCAGCCUCCAAAUCAACGUCAGGCUUCUGUAUCAUUUGGCCACAGUAAAGGAGUCGUGAUGUUGGACAAACAAACUGGAGUUUGGCUCUCACACAGUACACCAAAAUUUCCAACAUAUCGCAGCAAAGACUUCUGGCCAACCAGUGGAAGCAGUAAUGCUCAAACAUUCAUGUGUGUGACUUACUCCUACGAAGAAUUCAGAAAAAUAGGAUUGCAACUCAAGUACAUCCACGCAUAUUUCUAUGACUCCGACGUCCCGACAACCUUCCACAAUGAGCUGCGAUGUGUCGCUCAGCGGAGCUGCUUUCCAAAGGAGCCCUGGUCUAACGUGAUGAUGCUGACCUCGAUGAGAGGACGCAAGUUCACCAGCUUUGCCAAAUACACACGCUUUGCGGACGAUCUGUACUCUGGCCUUAUUGUAAACCAUCUGAAGCAGGGUCUGUAUGUGAAGAGCUGGGGGAGGAUGCGGCGCCCCCUGCCUUCUAACUGCAGCAUCCCUCACCAUGUGAACAACAUAAAGACAGUCAGGCUUAAUGGACAGUCCUUCAAUGACACCGUGGAUCACUCCAAGUGGUGUGUGACACCUAAAGGUGGUUGGACCUGCAUAGCUGACAUGAACAGGGAAGUGAGUCAGAUGAGGAGAGGUGGAGGAGCAAUAUGUGUUGAAGACUGUGCAGUUGCAAAUGUUUUCACUGCCAUCAUGGAGCAGUAUGAACCAUGUCAACCUACAUGUCCAAACCGCAAGCGAAUGCUGUCUGGCUGACUUCACGCUGCACGAAGGCAGGGCCGUAGGUCCAGGUUAUUAAAGUCACUGCCUGCUUUAUGCUUUUUGCUAUGACACACCAUGUUUUGGUGAUUUUUAAACCUUCUCUUUAUAUAUCAUUCUAAAAAAAAUUUUAUGGCUGAAAAACUGCAUGCAAUAUUCAAAGCUUACAAUUACAAGCAAAUGGAAAUGAGAAAUGUCUGCUUUUAUUUUGGUCUCUGCUUUUUUCCUGAAAAAUGAAAGAAUAUACGGGUUCUGAUAAAACUGUAUCUUAAAUUUAACUCAAUGUGUUCGUCCAAUUAACAAAGUAUAAAUUGCUCUUCCUCAAUUGUUCACCCUCUCUAAACUCAGUGUUGAUAGCAUAAGGGAAAAAGAGAACAAAGAGUGCCCAUGUCAACAUGAUGAAUCAACUUUAAACUGAAAUUAAUAGGCAAAAUCAGUAAUC